GCAGUGUAUUUGACUGGCGAUUUAGAAACCUUGGUCAAUUAGAAACUAAGGUUUUAAUAGGAGGUUACUAUUUUAAUUGCUUUCAUUUUAAUGGUUCAACAUAGAUUAGAUUAACAAUCAUGUAUGAUGCAAAAAAAUCGUGUUAGAUUCAUUUCACUCUUGCUGUAAACCAACAAAUAUAUCGCUUUAUUUGUUCAUGUUUUUAGGACGUCUCUUAUUUAACGAAUAAACAUGAUUAAAUGAUUAUUUCUGACACAUUUUCUGCGGUGUCAGACGCCCUUUGUGUACAAUAGAGGAAACCCUGUUUGGCCGCCAUCUUGGACAGGCAGGCAGUCUCCCUCCUCCAGCUCAGAGGAAGCUGCAAAUCCGUUCGGAAAGCUCACGGCGUGAAACAAACACCACAUCCCCUGAGCCACAAUGGCCACCGCACCGUACAACUACUCGUACAUUUUUAAAUACAUCAUCAUCGGGGACAUGGGGGUAGGCAAGUCAUGUUUGCUUCACCAGUUCACAGAAAAGAAAUUCAUGGCCGACUGUCCCCACACAAUCGGCGUGGAGUUCGGAACGAGGAUCAUCGAGGUGAGCGGGCAGAAGAUCAAGCUGCAGAUCUGGGACACGGCAGGGCAGGAGCGCUUCAGAGCCGUGACACGCAGCUAUUACCGGGGCGCCGCCGGAGCGCUCAUGGUGUACGACAUCACCAGGAGAAGCACGUAUAACCAUCUCAGUAGCUGGCUUACAGAUGCCAGGAACCUCACCAACCCCAAUACUGUGAUCAUUCUCAUAGGUAACAAAGCAGACCUGGAAGCUCAGCGAGAUGUGACGUAUGAAGAAGCCAAGCAGUUCGCUGAGGAGAACGGUUUGCUGUUUCUGGAAGCCAGUGCAAAAACAGGCGAGAAUGUGGAGGAUGCUUUCCUGGAGGCGGCGAAAAAGAUUUACCAGAACAUUCAGGACGGCAGCCUGGACCUGAACGCGGCCGAAUCAGGGGUCCAGCACAAGCCGUCUGCCCCGCAGGGCGGCCGGCUAACCAGCGAAGCACAGCCUCAAAGGGAAGGAUGUGGCUGCUAAUGACCAACACUACUCACUCGACCGCUCAUCCCCGUUCACCUCUCCCUCCUCCUCCUCCUCCCAUCACUCCGCCCGGCCUCGUCCUUUCCCAACUCGCAGGGGGGUGUGAGCAGGGGCCGAUGAACGGAGGCAACUACACACAGACUCGACUGUUUGUCCGUGACUCUCCCCCGCUCCAUCACUUUCUCUUUCACUUGAUAACCGCUUUGUCCUUUUCCUUCCCUCAUGCUCUGCCUGAGUAUCGGCCGAUAUCCGAUACCGGUCAGAGGUACGAGAAGCACGAUGGCGGCGUGAUGGUGUUUAAUCAGCGAUCUGUUGCGUCAGUCGACACCACGAAUGUUCAAAAAGCAUCAAUCAGAACAGAAAUCGAUUCCGAGACAGUAUUGACCGUAAUACCGGUACUCAGGAUCAGACGGUACGUCCAUACUAGCAGCAGAAUCCCGUCAGAUUAACAGUGUGUGUGUUAUUAUAGCGUGUUCAUUGUUUGGGGAUGUUUGAGUCAAUUCUCUCUCUCUCUCUCUCUCGACACAUUACGAAAAGGCACUUCUCCUUGCUUAAUCUUUUACAAGAUUCCCAAUUUUUUGUGCUGGGCCUCAGUUUUCCCUUCCCGAACCAGCAUUUGAUUCGUUGCCUUAUGAUUCAUGUUAUUAUUCUAGCCAUCACUGAUUAAUCUUAUUCUGUUGCUCAGAAUUAAACAUGCAGUUUUACAUGGUUGAGAGAGGUUUUUUUUUUUUUUUUUUUUUUUAAUUUUAUGAUUUGAUCUCAGUGUGACAGGAAACAGCUUCGUUCGUGAAUGCCGUGUGGUAGAUGCGCUUGCUCUGGCUGUAAAUUUGACCUGCAGCUGUGCUAUAGGCUUGUACAGAAACACUGCAGAUCAGAAAAGGUAUAAAUCCACACCUGUGGCGUUGGAGGGAAGAGAUCAGUGUUGGUUUCACUCAGCGUACCGUAUAAAACACUUACUCAGCAGCUGUAUAUAUGGCUAAAUAUGUCGGGGGCGGGGUUUAGAGCAGCAGUCUUUCAGUUGUACAGCGGCUACGUGAGUCACUGGUAACCUUUUGACUAGGAAAUUCUUUAACAUUUUCUAUGACUAAAUGUGUGUGUGUCUGGACACACUCUCGCUUUGCUUACAGGGUGUUCAGGUUCAAUUCCACUACGCACCCCCUUACAUGCGACAAAAUCCUAUCCACCUUCGACUUCAGCUCUACACUGGAAGUUCUUUAGAGAGAACGGAGAGAACGCUGCUCAAAGCCUUUGAGAAGCGAGCGGUUUCGUUAGAGGAAGUUCUUCAUGCUCCGUCCGUCUCUUCAGUGUCCGAGUAACCACUUCUGGCUGCGUCCAUCAGUCGUAUGAACUUUAUACAUACGAGUACAUUUUGAAGGAGCUGCACUAACAUUAAAACGCAUUCUCACGUGUAUAAGAUUCAAAUGUUGAUAUUUUGAUUUUAAUGAUAAUAAAAUAUUCUAAACAGAAA
Ictalurus furcatus (blue catfish) is the source of this 2536-nucleotide messenger RNA. RefSeq names its product RAB14, member RAS oncogene family, like (gene rab14l). Gene Ontology annotation, molecular function: GTP binding; GTPase activity. Gene Ontology annotation, cellular component: Golgi apparatus; recycling endosome; phagocytic vesicle. The transcript has 8 exons. The coding region runs from base 418 to 1065 and encodes 215 amino acids. The record is from RefSeq and is a predicted model, not a curated record. Gene Ontology annotation, biological process: Golgi to endosome transport; endocytic recycling; defense response to bacterium. Lineage: Eukaryota; Metazoa; Chordata; Actinopteri; Siluriformes; Ictaluridae.